AACCGGAAAAUGGUACCCAAGCGGAAAUGACGGAUUUUUAGCAAUGCGCGUCUUUUGCUCAUUUGGAUCGCAAAGUUAGCCAACGCUUUUGUAAUAAGAGCAACGAGACAGGCCUGAAACACAGUUUAUGUACAUUUCAAGAGUGUCUGCGUUUGCUGUAAUUCAACAUUUGAAGAUAAAACAUGGCGGAUGGUGGGGUUGUUAUGGACGGUAAUCUGGAAGAUGGGGAGGUCUCCGGCUCUGGGUCGGACUCAGAGAUGAGAACAACCACGCUACCGCCAUCUCGAACGUCGUUGCCUUCGGCUUUUAGCGGCCAUUCCUUCCAGAACAGAGCUGCCAAUUUGCCGCCUGCAAUUGCGUACAGAACGUCGAGUCGGGAGUCCAGUGACAGCGACGCGGACUCGUCAGAUGACGAUAUCGGUGGUUGGCGUGGGAAACGUCAAAAAGUGUGCAACAGAAGCGUCCCCCGGCCAGGACCAAACAACGUACCCGGCGCAUGCGCAGUAUCAAGCCGCAAGGUGAACAACAUCUGGGGCUCAGUGGUGCAGGAGCAGUGCCAGGAUGCCAUCGCUGCAGAACUGGGGGUCUUUGGCAUGGAUGGCGAAAUUAACAUGUCUGACAGGAGCGUGGAGACCUACAACUACGUCCUGGCUCAGAAGAUCAUGGAAAAGGAACGGCAGCAGGAGCAAAAAGAUAAAUGUGAAGGGCUGGAUGCCCAGUUGGACCAGUACAUGAGCGGGCAGGAGCGAGAUGCAAAGAGGAAGAGGCCGGUGAAGGACAGACUGGGUCCGAGAGCUGAGAUGGACAUCAAAGGCCGAUAUGAGAUCACUAAAGACGACCCUGAGGGUAAAAUCGUGGAGGAGAUUGUGUACAGAUUACGCGAGCCUAAAACAGACCUCAUUGAGCGUGUUGUUAGAAUCAUCGGGCCCAAAAUAGCCAUAGAGCUGCUGGGCGAGACUGCAACACUGGAAGAGGGCGGCGGCGUCUACACCAUGGACGGCAGCAGGCGACGCACGCCCGGCGGCGUGUACCUCAACCUGUUGAAGAACACGCCGAGCAUCACCCGCGCGCAGAUCAGGGACAUCUUCUUCGAGGAGAGCCAGAAAGAGCAAAAGAGCAAGAAGUCGGCGCAGAAGCGGAGGCGGCACUUGGUGGCCAAGAAAAUGAAGCAGGCCAUCGGCAAGCUGGACCUGCAGGAGGACGACGAUGUCUCCAGGGAGACGUUCGCCAGCGACACUAACGAGGCCUUGGAGGCGCUGGAAGAAGCCGGAAGGGAGGAAGAAGAGAAGUGUCAGGAGGAGCAGCCUGUGGGCGCUGAGGAGACGCCUGUGGUGUACAACUCUGCAGACUUGGAGGUCUUCUGAGAAGUUGUCUGUUUGGACAUAAAUACAGAAAUCAUGUGUUUGUUUAAUUUUCCCUAAACGCAAAUAUAUUUGUUUUUCGUUACCAGCGUUGGUUUUAGCAAAGAGAAACUGUUAUCAUUUUGUCUGGUUAAUGUGUGAAAUAUUACAACGAAAGGAACUUAGAGCUUACAUUGUUGGCAGUAAAUUUGCUUAUUUUGAUCAAAGAAAAAUAAACAUUAGAUAGUAAUAUCUAACUUGUAUGGAUUUCUUUGAUGAGGUGUUUUAACUCAUUCUUUCGUAAAAAAAAUAAAGCCACAAAUAUUCAAAUCUGUGAAAAUGG
Messenger RNA from Nerophis lumbriciformis (worm pipefish), 1683 nucleotides. RefSeq names its product phosphorylated adaptor for RNA export (gene phax). Gene Ontology annotation, biological process: snRNA export from nucleus. Gene Ontology annotation, cellular component: nucleus. The record is from RefSeq and is a predicted model, not a curated record. NCBI's taxonomy places the organism in Eukaryota, Metazoa, Chordata, Actinopteri, Syngnathiformes, Syngnathidae.